Messenger RNA from Sorghum bicolor (sorghum), 1863 nucleotides. Its product is annotated as GDSL esterase/lipase EXL3. Gene Ontology annotation, molecular function: hydrolase activity, acting on ester bonds. The record is from RefSeq and is a predicted model, not a curated record. The coding region runs from base 34 to 1602 and encodes 522 amino acids. The transcript has a single exon. Lineage: Eukaryota; Viridiplantae; Streptophyta; Magnoliopsida; Poales; Poaceae.
CAAAGCUCGCUCGCUGUCUAGUCUCUCAUCAACAUGCAUGACCUGCUAGUGCUAGCCCCCCGGUGCCUUAUUGGCCUGGCCACGCUGCUGGAUUCUACAGCAUAUAUACAUGCACUGGGUGUAGCUGUGCUCAGGGCUCAGGCAGCUCAAGCUAUAUACGCGGUGCGGUGCGGUGCGGCAUUCUUCUUCUUCUUCUUCUUCUUCUUCCCCAAUAACAUAUAUAGGAUCGAUCGAUCCAGUCGGUCGGUCGGUCCACACAGCUCUGCUCUGCUGCUUCACUUCACUUCACUUCACUUCACUUCCUUCUCCUCUCCUCUCCUCUCCUCUCCAGUGGUUGCAGCAGUGUCUUCAAUUCAUAGAGGCGCGCGGCGCGACCAUCUAUCUAUUUUAUUAUAUAUACAUCGAUCGAUCGACCGGCCGGCCGGUGAGCAACCAAAGCAAAGGCGGCAAGAAGAAAUGUGGCCCGUCGUGUUGGUGGUGGUGCUCAUCUUGUUCGGCGGCCCCGUUACCAGUGCAUCAUCAGCCGCAGGUGGUGGCAACAACAACGCCACGAGAGCAGCAGGCAACAAUGGUGGUGGCAAUAAGCCGCAGCACCAGAAGAAGCCGCUGGCGCCUGCGCUGAUCGUUUUCGGCGACUCCAUCGUGGACCCCGGCAACAACAACGACAUCCGCACCAUCGUGAAGGCCAACUUCCCGCCCUACGGCAACGACUUCCAGAACCACCGACCCACGGGCAGGUUCUGCAACGGCAGGAUACCCACCGACUUCAUCGCCUCCCGCCUGGGCAUCAAGGACCUGCUGCCGCCCUACCUCUCCGCUCAGCCGCUCGACAAGCACGACCUCCUCACCGGCGUCAGCUUCGCGUCCGGCGGCACCGGCUUCGACCCGCUCACCCCGCAGCUUGCCUCCGUCAUCUCGCUCCCCGACCAGCUCACCAUGUUCCACGACUACCUGGCCAAGGUGCGCGACGCCGCCGGUGUCGGUGAUGGUGAUGCCAGGGUCUCCGACAUCCUGUCCCGGGGCGUCUUCGCCAUCUGCGCCGGAAGCGACGACGUGGCCAACACCUACUUCACCAUGCGCGCCCGCAGCAACUACGACCACGCCUCCUACGCCGACCUCCUGGUGCACCACGCCACGGCCUUCGUCGAGAACCUCAUCCGCGCAGGGGCGCGCCGCGUCGCCUUCAUCGGCAUCCCGCCCAUCGGCUGCGUCCCGUCGCAGCGCACCAUGUCCGGCGGCCUCGACCGCGGCUGCUCCCAGGGACACAACGAGGUCGCCGUCGCCUACAACGCCGGCAUGGUGCAGCAGCUGGCGGCGCUAAGGGCAAAGUACCCCGGCACGCGGCUCGUCUUCAUGGACAUCUACGGAUUCCUCUACGACAUGAUGAUGCACCCGCAGAGCUACGGAUUCACCCAGUCCACCAGGGGAUGCUGCGGCACCGGCCUUCUCGAGGUCUCCGUCCUCUGCAACGCCGUCACCUCCGCCGUCUGCCAGGACGUCGGCGACUACCUCUUCUGGGACAGCUACCACCCCACGGAGAAGGCCUACAAGGUCCUCGCCGACUUCGUCUUCGACAACUACGUCAAGCUCAUCCUCGUCUGAUUAUUCGAUCGAUUGAUGAUCGAUGAUAUAUGAUGAAUAUAGAUCUCCGGCCGGCCUCUCUGGAUCGGAAUAUGCUUUGCAUUAAUUGCAUGUUUACUGCUAGCCGCUGUAUUUAAUUACAUUUGCUUUCUUCUUCUUCUGGAUUGGAUCUCUCUCUCUAUAUUUAUUUACAAUUUAUUGCUACUCUCGAUCGAUUGAAUCAUACUAUAUAUAUUGUACGUCCGUGUCAUCAAUUAAUUUGUAAUAGCUAUAUCUAGUACA